AUGCACAGCAAUGCUCCGCCGCCCUCAGCAGUACCGCCACUGGCAGCCAUAGAUCGAUUUCUCUACAGCCACAACGUGAACGGGAAUAAUUGCUUUGAGAAAGGUUUGAUUGGAGGGUUGUCUCCGGAAAUUUGCGGUGGUGGAAGUGGUGGAAGUGGCGGAGAGUGGAUUGAAAAAUUUAAAAAGCGUUCUUCUGCAAAUUUGAUUAAAGGACAAUGGACUGAAGAAGAAGACAGAAAAUUGACAAGGUUGGUGAAGCAACAUGGAGUGAGAAAAUGGGCACAAAUAGCUGAGAAAUUAGAGGGCAGAGCUGGAAAACAAUGCCGUGAGAGAUGGCAUAAUCAUUUGCGUCCUGAUAUUAAGAAAGAGAGUUGGAGUGAAGAAGAAGAGAGAAUACUAGUGGAAACACAUGCAAGAGUUGGUAAUAGAUGGGCAGAGAUAGCAAAAAGCAUUCCCGGAAGAACAGAAAACGCUAUAAAAAACCAUUGGAACGCUACAAAAAGAAGGCAGAAUUCAAGGAGAAAGAACAAACGCCCUAACUCCCAAAACGGCAAACCCCACUCUUCUAUUCUUCAAGAUUACAUCAAAAGCAAAUACAACCCGGCCGCCGUCACCACUGUUCCCACUUCCACCUUCUCCGAUGACCCUUCAUCUCAUUUCAACCAUUUCUUCUCCGAAUCAUCCGAUUCUACCUCCAACCUCUCGUCGGCAAUCAUCUCAUCGCCGACGUAUGAUGAUGAGCUUCUCUUCAUGCAAAACUUCUUCUCAAACUCAAGCGACUUAUUGUCGUUGCCAUCUGCUGACGAUGGUGCAUCGAUGUGGAAUCAAUCUACGGUAGAGUUUGGCUCUGUCGACUCUGAACGGAAAGCAGAGAGGCCGAAGACUGGAGAUGAUGGAAUCAAUGUGGCAACGAGUAGUCACUUGUGUUCUGACAUGUAUUUGUCAUAUCUUUUGAAUGGGACGAUGAACAACUCUUGUGGCGGCGGCGGUGAGAUUCAGAACAUGGCGGAGCUGCAAGUGAUGGCGGCUGCUGGUGAAGGCCUAUGGGAGAAUUCGCAACAAGUGAAGAAGGAAAUGGAUUUGAUGGAAAUGUUGUCUUUCCAUUGUUACCCUUGA
Messenger RNA from Cucumis sativus (cucumber), 1116 nucleotides. Its product is annotated as transcription factor MYB119. Gene Ontology annotation, cellular component: nucleus. Bases 1 to 1116 code for a protein of 371 amino acids. The transcript has 4 exons. The record is from RefSeq and is a predicted model, not a curated record. Lineage: Eukaryota; Viridiplantae; Streptophyta; Magnoliopsida; Cucurbitales; Cucurbitaceae. Gene Ontology annotation, biological process: regulation of DNA-templated transcription. Gene Ontology annotation, molecular function: DNA-binding transcription factor activity, RNA polymerase II-specific; RNA polymerase II cis-regulatory region sequence-specific DNA binding.